This is a messenger RNA of Fragaria vesca subsp. vesca, 1872 nucleotides long. Its product is annotated as aspartic proteinase-like protein 1-like. The record is from RefSeq and is a predicted model, not a curated record. Gene Ontology annotation, biological process: proteolysis. The transcript has 10 exons. Gene Ontology annotation, molecular function: aspartic-type endopeptidase activity. NCBI's taxonomy places the organism in Eukaryota, Viridiplantae, Streptophyta, Magnoliopsida, Rosales, Rosaceae. The coding region runs from base 85 to 1647 and encodes 520 amino acids.
GUAUCAUAUAUCACAUAUAAAGACAACUCCCACGUUUUUCAGAGCCAUGCUUCCAAUCCAAACCACACACUUUCUCUGACCGCCAUGGCCUCCCGGACAUACAGAGCUCACACUAGUAGAACUAGUUCCAGUUCUACUCUCUUGUCUUUGUCAGUGAUCAUUCUUGUAUUGGGUCUGUCUUGUCGGAGCUGUCACGGGUUCGGCACGUUCGGGUUUGAUUUCCACCAUCGGUUCUCCGAUCCCGUCACCGGAAUUCUCGGCAAUGAUGAGCUCCCCCAGAAGGGUAGUCCCGAAUAUUACGCUGUUAUGACCCACCGUGACCACGUGAUCCGGGGGCGCCACCUCGGCGAAACGACGCCGCUUACUUUCGUUUACGGCAACGAUACUUACCGGAUUGCCGUUUUUGGACACUUGCAUUAUGCGAAUGUUUCUGUUGGGACGCCAAGGACUUCGUAUAUUGUGGCUUUGGAUACUGGCAGUGAUUUGUUGUGGUUGCCGUGUGAUUGUAUCAGUUGUGUGAAGGGGAUUAAUACAUCAAACGGAGAGGUAGUGGAUUUUGACAUCUACAGUCCUAAUAAAUCAAAAACAAGCAAAAAGGUUCCUUGCAACAGCACAUAUUGUGAAAGACAACAGCAGUGCACUUCACCAAGCAGUGAUUGUCGUUACAAAAUCAACUAUCUUUCUGCUAACACUUCAUCUUCUGGAAUCGUAGUAGAGGACAUUUUGCACAUGAUUACUGAUGAUGUUAAACAAAAACCUGUUGAGGCACCGAUAGCCUUUGGGUGUGGUAGGAUUCAGACUGGCAUAUUUUUAAGUGGGGCAGCACCAAAUGGUCUAUUAGGGCUUGGUAUGGAUGCUGUAUCAAUUCCUACCAUGUUAGCAAAACAGGGGCUUGCUUCAGAUUCUUUUUCCAUGUGUUUUGGACUUGACGGAAGUGGGAGAAUCAGAUUUGGUGAUAAUGGAACUGCUGGCCAACCAGAAACACCAUUCUAUGUCAGAGAUAUAUAUCCGACUUACAAUAUUACUGUUACUCAAAUAGCCGCUGGAGAAAGUGUUACUGAUCUUGAAUUCUAUGCAAUUUGGGACUCUGGUACCUCAUUUACGUACCUAAAUGAUCCAGCUUACACCCAGAUUUCUAAGAGUUUCAACAGUGCCAUCAAAAAUAAGCGGGUUACAGAUUAUAAUGAUCUGCCUUUUGAAUAUUGUUAUACAGUCAGUCCAAAUCAAACGUUGAAUUUGACAAUGAAAGGCGGAAAGCAAUAUAAUGUCAUUGAUCCACUUGUAGUUCUUUCUGAUGAGGAAGGAAAUAUACUGUUCUAUUGUCUGGGUGUUGUCAAAAGCGACGAUGUAAAUAUCAUUGGACAAAACUUCAUGACUGGUUACCGUAUAAUUUUUGAUCGCGAGAAGAAUGUAUUGGGUUGGAGAGAAUCAGAUUGUUACAAUGAUGAGGAAACCUCAACUCUUGCCGUCAGUCCAUCAAAAUCUCCUCCAUCAAAAUCUCCGGCCGCAUCCCCCACGAUUGAUCCAGAAGCUACAGCUAGCACUUCCAAGAUACCAUCAGCUACACCUAUUAGUGUUUCACCCAAAUUGAGCUCUUUUACCUGUGCAUUCAUCAUGGUUCUUUCUGCAAUUUUUGCCAUUGUUUAAUUAUUCUUUCUGGGUGCCGAGGUUUCUCGACCCUUGUAUCAUAUAUAUUCAUAGGCAUUGGUUCCAGGUAAAAUAUAUAGAAAACUGGAAGGUGACUUCCAAUUUUUGGUAUACGAAACUGAUGUCAACGCGAGGUUGUACAUAUGCUUUUAGCUAUGAACAAUGACUAUUGUUCCUUUUUUCUUCUAUUACAGAAAUAAAGUAUACGACUUGGUUUCUUCUUCU